This is a messenger RNA of Drosophila albomicans, 948 nucleotides long. RefSeq lists its product as uncharacterized. Lineage: Eukaryota; Metazoa; Arthropoda; Insecta; Diptera; Drosophilidae. The transcript is spliced from 3 exons. The record is from RefSeq and is a predicted model, not a curated record. Bases 25 to 882 code for a protein of 285 amino acids. Gene Ontology annotation, molecular function: lipid binding.
AUAGAUCAGCUUCAACGUGUAACAAUGAAAGCUAUCGUCUAUGUUUUUGUGGCCCUUUUGGCGUAUACUGCUGCCUACGAGGUAGACUUCCUCACCGAGGAGCAGUGGAACCGUUUCGUCGAAAAGGUCGAAACCACUCCUGUGAAGCCCGAUGAGCAUGGUUUGAUCUUGAACUCGCAGGCUAAGAAGGCGGUGAAGAAUCUGAUGGAACAGCUGCCCUGCGGCUUUCCUGAAUACGGCAUUCCUCCACUUGCUCCGUACACCAAUGCCGAUCUCUCCAUCCACCUGGCCCAAUCUGUUGUCGAUACUUUGGUGCAGUUCUUGCGCUUCCGCUUCGAUGGCUUGGAGACCAUGGAGAUCAAGAAGAUGAAGGUCAGCUAUACCUUCAGCAAGAAGGUUAAGUACCACUUCAACUUCAAGGAGCUGAAAGCCAGCGCGCAUGUGCUCAACACAGACACCUUGAUUGAUCUGCUCAAGGAGUUGGGAUUGUCGGUGCGUUAUGAGGGCACUGGACCACUCUCCUUCUCGUUGGAGAACCUAUCGAUUCAGGGUCAGUUCAAAUACAAGAUGCCCUUCAUCUUUGGCAGCAUUAAGAUCUACAACUUUGAGUGUGUUGUGGGCCUUGGUGGCGUCACUUCGCACAUUGGUGGCAUUCUGGGCAAUGGAAGGAUCAACGAAAUGAUUAACGAUAUCAUUGAGUACGAGGUGCCUGCCUUUGUGAAUGGACGUCAAAAGCAGAUCAGCGAUAAAAUCGAGAGCAUCUUUGUCCCAUUGGUGAAUGAUAAACUUAAGGGUCAUAAGGUCUGGUAUCUCCUGGGCAUGUUGACCAACUCCUCCAAGAAGUGCACUCCCACACCGGCCCCCUGGUUGGCCAUUCAGUGAGGGGACAAUGGGGACGACUGUCAAUUCUGAAUUGUCAAUAAAACAAAAGCAGGUGUAGCGAUUUAA